GGAGAGGCGCUUGGAAAACUUGGCCCUCCGGAGAAUCUGGUCACUCUCACUCCUCUGGGGACCUCAGAAGAAGGAGGACCUUUGGCCAUGGAUUCUACUGAAGAAAGGUAGCCAUGGAAGAGAAUAUGGAAGAGGGACAGACACAAAAAGGGUGUUUUGAGUGCUGUAUUAAAUGCCUGGGAGGGAUUCCGUAUGCAUCUCUGAUUGCCACCAUCCUGCUCUAUGCGGGCGUGGCCCUGUUCUGUGGCUGUGGACAUGAAGCACUUUCCGGGACUGUCAACAUUCUGCAAACCUACUUUGAGAUGGCGAGAACUGCUGGAGACACACUGGAUGUUUUUACCAUGAUUGACAUCUUUAAGUAUGUGAUCUACGGCAUUGCAGCUGCGUUCUUCGUGUAUGGCAUUCUGCUGAUGGUGGAAGGAUUCUUCACAACUGGUGCAAUCAAAGAUCUCUAUGGGGAUUUCAAAAUCACCACUUGCGGAAGAUGCGUGAGCGCCUGGUUUAUCAUGUUGACAUACCUUUUYAUGUUGGCUUGGCUGGGAGUCACAGCAUUCACCUCACUGCCAGUUUAUAUGUACUUCAAUCUGUGGACCAUCUGCCGAAACACCACAUUGGUGGAAGGAGCAAAUCUCUGCUUGGACCUCCGUCAGUUUGGGAUUGUGACAAUUGGAGAAGAAAAGAAAAUUUGCACUGUCUCUGAGAAUUUCUUAAGGAUGUGUGAAUCUACUGAGCUGAACAUGACCUUUCACUUGUUUAUUGUGGCACUUGCUGGAGCUGGGGCAGCAGUUAUCGCUAUGGUUCACUACCUUAUGGUUCUGUCUGCCAACUGGGCCUAUGUGAAAGAUGCCUGCCGGAUGCAGAAGUAUGAGGACAUCAAGUCGAAGGAGGAGCAGGAGCUUCAUGACAUCCAUUCCACUCGCUCCAAAGAGCGGCUCAAUGCGUACACAUAAAUUUUUCUGUUCUUUCUACCAUUUGAAUGCAUUGGUGUUGAAUUAAGGGCCAUCCAACCAUCCAACCUUUGAAAAACAAAAUGAUAGUGCUUCUCAUCAAUGAUAUGUAGGGUGACUUACGAAUCACCUAAAUGCAAUUCUUUGUUGUUUAGCACUGAAAUUCCUAAUUUGUUAAAUCGGUAGAAUUGGAUCUCUUCUACAAGCUCCUAUCCAGUCUUCUUUUUGAAAUUUCUCCAACUCAUUUGAUAGUUCURUAUGAUCAAAGAUACUAACAUUGUCAAUGCAAAGAUUUGUUUGAUUUUUAACCACUUCCCAUGUGUUAUACAUAACACUUUUUGCAUUAUUUCUUAUGUUUUGAGAACAAGAUAGCUUUUUAUACUUUUUAGUUUUGAUUUCGGUAACUAGUUUAACUACAGGUAACCUUCAAAGGGACCAUUGUACAUUAUGAACAAGAGGCAAAGAUGACAUCGUGAUGAAUCUUCUUGACAUACGGAAMUCUUGUCUGGAGAUCAGUGGCCACGUUAGUAUGGGCCCUGGUUAACGUUUUCAACAAUCUAAGGUGCAAUUUCUAAAUUUAUAAGAGUAGGUUAAAAAAGUGCUUCUUAUCUUUGUUAACAUUGUAAUUUUUCUUGAUGUAUUUCAAAGGUAUUUCUCUCUGAUUACUCCUAUUUAUGUUGUGAGCAUGUAGAAACAGUGAUGCUAAUGCAUGGCUAGUUGCCUUUUUAAGAUUGUGACACCAGGCUUACCUUUUAAAGUUUAGUGUAGAGACAAUUUUAAUGGAAAUAACUACUGUGGACUAUUGGAGAAUGAUCUCUUUGUGAUUUAUGCAGUGGCUGGAUUGGAACUUUUAAUAUGCUAAUGUGGAAAAUUAAUUACCUUUAUGAAGGUGGUCUAUUAAAAAUAAGCACACUAACCCCUCAAAACUUGUUAUACCUACUUUAACAGUUUUAAUGGAUUGCACCUCUGUAAACUAUUCCUCAAAUGUGUAUGAUAUAUUUGAAAAGGCUUCCAUUAAUAUAAUAACUUUGCUUGCAGCCUUCCAAUCUAUGUUGGCUUACCUGUAGUGUUUUCUCAAGUGKGGUCAAAGGCCACUCUAGAAUGUAUUGUUUGGAAGUGUAGUGAUACAUUUGUGUUUUUAUUUCAAGUAAGUCAUUUUAACCGAAUGUUCAUUCAUAUUCAUUUAUAAGAAGUACCUGUAUCAAAGGAAUUUUAAAGAAAAAAGCAAUCAGUAUUACUGGACCAAAUUUGGUGUUUGUUUUAACCUUGACUCUCUUCUUUUGAUUAUUUCUAAUGCUACAAGAAUGCUGUAAAGUGUCUUUUAAAAUGAUGUAGCCUGACAAGACAUUUUUGUCAGUGUAUAAAACUAGGUAGUAUUGUGCACUGAUUUGACCAUUGUGAAAUCCUUUCUCAGUGUAAGUGCAUUUCUAAUAAAAUUUAUUGAGUGAAACAAUCUUUGUACAACUACUAGUCAUGCAUCAUCAGUAAUUUUACAAGUUCUUGUAGUAGGUAGGGGGGUAUUACUAGGGUUAUCUGUGGCAUGAUUAAGCAUUCUGUAGAAUUAAUUAAUUUGGGGUUCGUUUUGCUUUUUUUUUACACUUAGAUUAUCUUACUGGUUCAAAAUUUUUCUGAUAUAUGCAGUAUUAAAGAUAUUCAGCUAAAGUAUUAAUGGGCUUCUUUAAAUUCUAUAUUAUAGUGUUUCAGUUCUGUGUCUUUACAGUUUGUGAUGAUUUUUAAAACUGUCUUUUAAAUUUAUGUAACGAUGUUGACACUUUUGGCUUUUAUUUCUGGUAUUAGAGUUUGUAUUUUCACAGAGUGCUUUGUAGCAGGCAUUACAAUUAAUCUGUUUUGUACAUAAAUGUGCCAACAGCUUGAUGGUGGCGUUUUUGAAAUGUAGAACAAAGUGCUUGCAAAAUGUAAUAAAUACACUUGUGUACUUUGUGUACUUAUUAUUAG
Molecule: messenger RNA, 2903 nt
Organism: Urocitellus parryii (Arctic ground squirrel)
Lineage: Eukaryota; Metazoa; Chordata; Mammalia; Rodentia; Sciuridae
Gene: Gpm6a
Product: glycoprotein M6A
Biological process (GO): neuron projection development
Cellular component (GO): plasma membrane; filopodium; neuronal cell body
Source: RefSeq, a predicted model, not a curated record